Messenger RNA from Macrosiphum euphorbiae (potato aphid), 651 nucleotides. The record is from the annotation of a GenBank genome assembly. NCBI's taxonomy places the organism in Eukaryota, Metazoa, Arthropoda, Insecta, Hemiptera, Aphididae.
AUGGACGACCACCACGUUUAUGAUACAAACUUCACGGAAGAGAUUAACAAUAAGAUGCAAGUGCCAAAGAGCAUUCGGGUGAAUGGAGAUGUUUCUAAUUAUCGUUCGACAAACUACUACUCUGACGAUAACAGCCGAUUUGGUGACAAUUUUGAUAUGAGGGUUCCAGAAAAAAUUAUUCUUAUCGGUAAUAAUCAGCAUCAAGGAUCUUCAUCAAAACCAAGAGAAUUCGCCAUUGAUGAUUUGAUAAUUCCUCAGCCACCAGCUGAAGAAUUUAUUCGUGUUCAGACUCCUCCACAAAAAAUCACCAUGUCAAGACAUUAUUUCCCUUCUGUGUUAGAUGACUUUGAACAGAAAUCAACAUCUAUUGAACAAAGCGAGGAAUCGAUUCCAAACAAUACUGAACCAGUGGUUAAUGCAGUGCAAAUUAACCCAAAUAUGAGCUUCUUCAAUGGAAGCAUUAGUGAACCAAUGACAAUAUCCGAAGAAUUAGCUCACUUGCGCCAACAAAUGGGUCGUGUGUCACGCCGAGUUAUUGAAUUAGAACAUACAGCUUCUCUGCCUUUUUAUGUCAGAGAGAAAAAGUUAAUUGUCACAUUGGUAUGCAGCUAUGUGGUUUUUAAAUUUGCAUCAUGGUUAACCAGACGUUAG